Cantharellus anzutake is the source of this 444-nucleotide messenger RNA. RefSeq lists its product as uncharacterized. The record is from RefSeq and is a predicted model, not a curated record. Bases 1 to 444 code for a protein of 147 amino acids. Lineage: Eukaryota; Fungi; Basidiomycota; Agaricomycetes; Cantharellales; Hydnaceae. The transcript has 2 exons.
AUGCACAGCUCAACACCGAGAACAGAGAGCCUUUCCUGCAGCGAAAUGGUGAGCGCUUUGGGUGAACCACCAAACCUUGAGUCAGUCACGCUACAGAUGGAGUGUAUGACACCACCAACAGAGCCCAGCACACCAGAAAACAAAGCCAAAAGUAGGAAGUUUCCCACCAACUAUCGUGAUAAUUCGUUCAGUUUAUGUGCAGCAUUACCGGAAUUGGGUGGAUAUGAUGAUAGCAGCAAAGCUGAUGAUGGUGCCAACAGUCCAUGGCUUCUUGGGGCCCGAGUUUGGUUUGGAACACUGGCCAGUGGUGCCAGAAAUAUUGACCUCCAAGACAAGAUGUUUGAGGAGAAAAGAUGGCAGACGAAUCCUCUUCGCGCAUAUCGUGAAGGAAUUGAAGGAGUUAUUGCUCCUUCGGAGCAUGCAACUGCACUUCCAGGGGUGUAA